CCCAGCCCACCCUUCUUCCUCUCACACACACCGCAGCGCCGUCGCUCCACCCCUCCGCCGCCGUCGUCUCGCCGUCACCUCCUCCUCCCCCCUGCUCUCCUCGGGCUCGGACCAGAGCGCGCUAGGGCCCAGUCGGCAGGGAAGCAGCGGCCUUCCCAUCCCUUCUUCCCCUCCGGAGAGAGUGUCGCCGGCGAGGCGGCCACCUCACCGCCGCCACCAGUAGACCACGACCCCGAGGCCGGCCACGGCGACUAGUUCCAGUAGCGGGUAAACCUCGGGUCGGGUCGACGUCAAGCAUCUCAGGCUGUACUGCUCGCAAUACGCAUCGUCCUCUGCUCUCCGCUGAAUUGAUCAAGAAAGCAACGCGAUUCAGCUCAUGUACACCUCUCCACGGACAAAGAGAACUGGCAGACGCACUGAACGGAUUUCACCCUGUGUGUGAAAGUAUUGUUGCUUUUCCAUUGCUAAUUCAGGAGAAACACAUGAGGCCAUUGCCACUUCAGUGACUCUUAUUAUCAGUAUACGCUGUGUUUGAUCGCUAGGCGUGGAGCUCUGUUGCGCGUGCAGUUGUAAUAAUAUCAAGCAAGGCAAUACUGGUGACUUGAUUUUUGUUGGUGAUGGAUUGUGGUACCUCUAGCAAGAGACGAGUGGAAGCCCCGGGAGAGGGGGAGAGCAGCGGCAAGAGGCAGAGUGUCACCAUGGGGAUGGACGCCCUCGACUGCCCCGUCUGCUUUCAUCCCCUCAGACCUCCGAUAUACCAGUGUUCCGUGGGGCAUUUCAUAUGCUCUUCUUGCCGUCCCAAGCUCGUGCGCAACAAUUGUCACUUAUGCUCUGCUGAAACUACCUUCAAGCGCUGUUUAGGGAUGGAGCGUCUCAUGGAAUCAGUCAUGAUCCCUUGCUCCAAUGCAAAAUAUGGAUGCGCAGAGAAGCUCACCUACUACCAGAAAGAAGAGCACGAGAAGGCAUGCCCGAGCGCCCCAUGUUUCUGCCCGGCGUCCGGCUGCAGCUUUGCAGGGCCAACAGACGCCCUCCUUGAACAUUCCGCCUCCCAGCACAAGUGGCCGUGUACAACCAUCAAAUACUCUGAAGAUGUUAAGUUCACCCUAGAACCAGGUCUACAUUUUCUUCGUAUCAAAGACAGGGAAAUUUUCCUGCUCAACGUGGCACUAGAGCCAUUCGGGCAUGCCAUCUCUGUCGUCUGCAUCCAACCUAAAGCUACAAACUCCAAGUUCAAGUGUAGGAUGUCCUAUGGUUCCUUUUUGACCGACUAUUAUCAGAUAUCAGUUUACAAGAUACGAAGCUCAUCAUUGUCUGAUGGGCUACCGAAGGGAUACAACUUAAUUCUUCCCAAGGAUGAGAUAGCUGAUGAUGGAAAGGGUAACUUGCUUACGUUCUCCAUCGAUGAUCCUAAUCCUAAAGUAAAGGUGCAUGAGCCCAUAUGUCUGAAACCAGUACGCGGUGUAUGAUUGAAGUGGCAAGGUUCAGCGUGGACCUUCGUGGCCUUCACUGUCUGCGUUUCACGACUUGUAUAUGCUAAGAGGCUUUAUGAUCCCAGACUCUGCUUCGUGCCUUCGUAGUUGUUUCAAUGAAGUGCACUCUGUUUUGGUGUUCCAGUUCAUGUAAGGAAUGUUUUCCUGAUUUGGGAGGCGUCUGAUCAAAUAUUUGAUGCUAUGAAAAUUGUGACACCGCCGUGCAAUUGUGUCUGAAGUACUAAAUGAUCAUUUGGUUCUGCUGACUGAUGCAAUCUUUGCUGUUUGCUGCUUUUAAGUCGUGUCAUGGACCAAAACUGCUCAGGGAACAUGCUGUUUCGAGUUGAAACAAGUGAAAUGGGUUACGUUGAUCA
Molecule: messenger RNA, 1843 nt
Organism: Triticum aestivum (bread wheat)
Lineage: Eukaryota; Viridiplantae; Streptophyta; Magnoliopsida; Poales; Poaceae
Product: putative E3 ubiquitin-protein ligase SINA-like 6
Exons: 3
Coding region: 618-1466 (282 amino acids)
Cellular component (GO): cytoplasm
Molecular function (GO): ubiquitin protein ligase activity; zinc ion binding
Source: RefSeq, a predicted model, not a curated record